Messenger RNA from Apus apus (common swift), 7639 nucleotides. RefSeq names its product erythrocyte membrane protein band 4.1 like 4B (gene EPB41L4B). The coding region runs from base 48 to 2345 and encodes 765 amino acids. NCBI's taxonomy places the organism in Eukaryota, Metazoa, Chordata, Aves, Apodiformes, Apodidae. Gene Ontology annotation, cellular component: cytoskeleton. The record is from RefSeq and is a predicted model, not a curated record. Gene Ontology annotation, molecular function: cytoskeletal protein binding. The transcript is spliced from 24 exons.
GAGGUGCGGGCUCGGGGGUGUGAGCGGCCGGGCAGGGCGCCCCCAGGAUGCUGCGGUUCCUGCGCAGGACCUUUGGCCGGCGGUCGAUGCAGCGCUACGGGCGAGGAGCCGGGCGCGGAGCCGGGCGAGGUGGGCUCGGCGGCGAGGGGGACGAGCGGGACGGGGGGCUGCGAGGAGCUGCCGCCGCCGUCGGCUCGGGAGGCUUCCCCUCCUCGCCGCACCCUGGAGGAGUGGUCGUGCACAGCGCCGGAGCCCCCGUCCACAUCCCGGCGGCCGGCGGCAGUAAGCCGGUGCUGCAGUGCCGCGUCCUGCUCCUGGACGGGACCGAAGUCAACGUGGAGCUGCCGAAAAAUGCAAAGGGACAGGAGUUGUUUGACCAGAUUGUAUAUCAUCUGGACCUUGUGGAAACUGAUUAUUUUGGCCUACAAUUCAUGGAUGCUUCCCAGGUUACACACUGGUUGGACCUUUCAAAAUUCAUUAAGAAACAAAUAAAAAUUGGACCUCCGUACACGUUGCAUUUUCGAAUUAAGUACUAUUCAUCAGAACCAAACAACCUUCAUGAGGAGUUUACAAGGUACCUGUUUGUAUUACAGCUCCGGCAAGAUAUUCUUUCAGGGAAACUGAAAUGCCCAUAUGAAACUGCUGUUGAACUAGCAGCUCUGUGUCUUCAAGCUGAGCUGGGAGAGUGUGAGCACCCAGAGCACACACCAGAACUCGUGUCUGAAUUUAGGUUUGCACCAAACCAGACCGAAGCAAUGGAAUUUGACAUUUUUCAGAAAUGGAAAGAGUGCAGGGGAAAGAGCCCAGCACAGGCCGAAUUGUGCUACUUGAACAAAGCUAAAUGGCUAGAAAUGUAUGGUGUGGAUAUGCAUGUAGUUAAGGGAAGAGAUGGUUGUGAAUAUGCUCUUGGACUGACACCAACAGGCAUAUUGAUCUUUGAAGGAGCCAACAAAAUAGGCUUGUUCUUUUGGCCAAAAAUCACAAAAAUGGACUUUAAAAAGAGCAAACUAACACUUGUGGUUGUAGAAGAUGACGAACAGGGCAGAGAGCAAGAGCACACAUUUGUUUUCCGGUUAGACAGUGCCAAAACAUGCAAACAUCUGUGGAAGUGCGCGGUGGAGCACCACGCUUUCUUCAGGUUGCGAGCCCCAGCAGCUAGUAAAUCCAGUAGAUCCGACUUCAUAAGGCUGGGAUCACGCUUCAGAUUCAGCGGGCGGACAGAGUAUCAAGCGACACAUGGGACAAGAUUACGCAGAACGAGUACGUUUGAAAGGAGGCCCAGCAAGAGGUAUCCUUCUCGAAGGCAUUCAACUUUUAAGGCAAACAAUCCUGUGAAAGCAGCACAGCUGUGUGCUAAAAAUACUCCUGAAGUCCAUAACUACCAGCCACAGUAUCAUCCUAAUAUACAUCCUGCUCAGCCACACUGGCAUCCACACACACCUGUGAAUGUAAGCUAUCCCUUGAACAACAGUGAUCUGCAUCAGUUCAACAUUGAGGAGAAUGGUGGAACACCAUAUACCACAAAAAUGCCUCCAAGGCACCACCACCACCACCGUCAUCACCACCACCACGCGAAUUACGGCGCUCUUGCACCUGACAGCAAAGAUAUUGUUCCUGGAGUUCUAAACCCAAACAAACUGAGCUCAGGACUUCCCCUUCUUUAUGAUGAAACUUCUCAUCUGAAGAAAAUAGAAACGGAGAGUGUGAAGGUAGUUGGACCAUGGCCAGCCUUGCACGUCAACAUGAACAAGGGUGAAGACAAGAAAGUAUCUGAAAAGACUCUUCAUCCCCCUGUGUCACCUUCAUCUGUACCUGACCAUAUGAAAUGCAACAUCCUUAAAGCUCAAGUGGAAGCUGCUUUUAGAGUAGGCACACAGCUGGAGAAUCACACUGCAGUGUGCAUGAGGAUGCUGGAAGCUGAAUCCGGGAGCACACCGCCGCAGACACCACAGGCUGUGAAAGAAGACACCUCUUUUGUAAAUACCAGUAAGACCUCCAGCCUGCAGGACCCUAAUGUAAGAAGUCCAGCUCCCGUGCGACCAGAAACUACGCCAUCAACUGGCCCUACAGAAAAGCAGGAGAUUAAAGUUUCUCGUGUGAGGAAGUUAACGAGGCAGUACAGUUUUGAUGAAGAUGACCUUCCUCCAGCACUGGCAGCAGCAGCGGCGGCAUCAACACCCGUGUCUUCAGCAUCUCCUGUGUCACAGAAAACGUGUACGCCACAGACGUCAGAAGGACAAACACAGGUUUCACCUGGUGGCAAGAGUUCCACAGAUGCUGGAAGUACAUUUGCUUUGGAGCCAGGUGACCUUCUGAUGGAUUUCACAGAGGCCACACCUAUGUGACUUUCUUCUAUGACAAAAGCCUCCAUCUGCAGAAGAUGACACUUGAUUUUGUUGGCUGUGCACAUGAUCUAGGCAUCGGGCACCGGAUCAUCAUUUAUUUCAUUGGUAAAGAACAUGGGGAAAAAAAGGUAACUUUGCAUUAGCUGUCCUAGCAAUGCAGUGAACUUAUUCUGCAGCAACGUUGGAGAGCAACUGCAUCCAGCAAUGAUACCUACUGCUUUUUGUUUGCUUUGUUUCUAUGUUCUAACAAAGACCAAGCAAAUGCUGCAAUCUCUUUUAGCCAACACAUCAAGACUGUGACAUCAUUUUGCCUUGCCACAUUUUCCUCAGGGGUUGGUGAUUGUGUUGACAGACCAGGCUGAAGUUAUGGUCUGUAUAAGCUUGCUCACCUUCUCAGCAUCAGCAAAAGAGUACUGAAAAUCCUGAAGACUGUGAGAGCAUGGACACUGUCUUGUUUUUGUCACAUCUUAAUUGUUCUUAUUCUCUGUUCUUUUGAAGAAUGUCUUCUCAAAAACAGUUUCAAGGCAAGCUACAUUGUAAAAGUGAUCCAGGACAUGCGUUCCAUUCCAAUGUGCUCUAGAGAUGCUGCGCUGACUUAAUAACAUUACUACCAUUAUCCUUCAUCCCCUCCCAAUACCUCUGGAAUCAUUUUGGUAACAACCUGUAAUUACAGUCUUUAGAGUGAAGAUCAACAGAGUACUCCAUCUUUAAAGACUGCAUAAAAGGGACUCCAGCACCAACAUGAUUUGCUGGGUUACCCUUGAAAAUUAGUACAAAAUUUGGCAUGAAGAUUCAGGAUUUUAUCUAGGGCAUCUGCAGCAUUGUGGUUUAGGUAGACCUGCUUAUAAGUAGUGCAUAGCAUAUACUGCAGCCACAAACAACUAUAUCUUAAGUGUCUGUGAAAUGCUAUAGCUGCAUCAAAGCCAAACUUCAGCACACUGAACAUUGUAUAUCACUCUCAUAAACCUUGCUUGAGCAUCCAUUUGGAAGCCAGAAGUCACUGGAGCACAGCCAUGGAGCUGUGCAGCCACCUCCUGACCCCUACUUGCACAAAGUCACUCUAAGAGGGUGAAGAAUAUUUGAUGGAGAGGAAAGUAUUAGCUCUGUUGUAUAAGCAUCCAGUCAGACAUCAAGAACAUGGUGUAUGCUUCUGGGGCAUAUUCCAUGACAGUUGGACUGAGCCUGCAGUGAGGACCAGAGAAGUCCUGGCAUGCAUCAGUGAGCAGAGGAAUGGCAAGUUCAUCAUUUGAGAGAACCCCCGAAAAGCUUGACUCAGCAAGGAUGUUAUGGCAUGAACAUAACUUUCAAGGUGAAGCUUUCUGAGUUUACCAAAGGGAGUUAAGUGGAACGUCUGGGGAGGGGGACUCUAUACAGCAGUCCUGUUGAAACUCGCACCAAGCAGCUAAGUCAGAUGAGUCAAACAGUUGAAUUCACUUACGUUGGUUCUUGGGUGUCAAUGAAUGUUGUUCAAAGCAUUACCUUGAACUCCAAUCUCUGCUAGUUAUUUACAAGAUGAGCAAGGAAGACCCAAAGACCAGAUGGAGCUAGGAGGGGGAUUUCACAGUGUUGAUCUCCCCACAGGCAGUGACAGUAGGCAGGGAGGUUCUGAACACGUAGUGUCUCCCUGGCUUAGUGGCUUGCUUCUCUUCAGAAACUUCAUGUUUGGUGCCUUAGGGUGUUUUCAAUUGUAAAUUUCUGCGAAACUGCCCCUCCUCCAUAUGUGUGAAUGAAAUCUGUUGGCUGGCACUGACACUUGGAUUCAAUUUCAAGAAGUGGAACAAAUCCUGCAUGCCAUAAGAAGGUGGCCUGUGAUGCAAUGCACAUGGGAUUCACACAAAGUGUGGUUCAUCACAGCAUUUAGUUCACACAGCCUUUUCCAAGAUUGAUUAUCCAAUGGUAUUGCUGAUUUGCAUCUCCAUCCUGUUACAAAUGUAUUGGACUGCACUGGUUUAGUCUGAUUUUUACCCUGUGCAUCCAGGCAGUGAUUAUGCCUGCCUACUUAUCACACUAGUUUUGUUGCCACAUACAAAAGGAAUGAAAUGGAGCUGACAUUACCUGAGUGAUCGAUCACUGGAGCCAGGAACUACACCCACUCAAAAGAAUUUGUUUGGCCAUGAGGGUAUUGCAGAGUGAAAAAUACCAGAAACUCCUUGGUUUUACAUUUUCUGCCUCAUUAUUCAUUUCAGCCACUAAAACAAUAUGACAGCAGAUAAGGAGCUUUGCUGAACAAUUGCAGAGUCCAGAAUCAUACCACUGGUUUUGGGAACCAGGUCUAAUGGUUAACUGGUGUUUUUAAAGUCACGUCAUAUGUCAGGACUGGGAAAUGCUAAUGCAAUGUACUCCAGACGUACUGAUCUUUUCUAAUUUGAGGAGUAGAAACAAGUCUCUGUGCUGUAUGGAUGUGAUGGUAUUCAACUUAUAGCAUAUAUUUUGAAAUAAAGCACCACAGAAUACUCCUCUGGCUGUAUGUGUUAACUGAGGUCUGCAUUUAUGACACUGAUUCAGGUGUUAGCAGCUCUGCUGCUGCAGCCAUGCACAGGAAUCUAGUGAAGUGUUUGGCCUAAAGUUUGUCUUCCAUCUGGCCAAUAUACAGAGUGACAGUGCAAGCCCACUGAGAUCACACAUUUUUUUCCUCCAUCCUGUUAUAAAUGCCCCCAGUCAUGGUGCAGGGGAUAGUACUGAAGCAAAGUGUCAGCAGCAGAAAAUGUGACUGGACAUUUGUAGAGGGAAAGGAAGUUGUAGCUGGGCAUUGGAUAUACUGCCUACCCCAAAUAUAAGAGAGCGUAUCCAAAUUAAGCCCACUUCUCCCAAAUGUGAUAUAUUUGUGUCACAGCAAGGACAUGUGUAAUAUUCCCUCUGAUAGAAAUACCAAAAAUAGCUAAUUUUAUAUCAAUUAACUUGAUAGAAGUACUCUUCCAUUGUCUCCCUCCACUUCCAUUUGCUUUCAUGAGAAAGCUAUAGUUGUUUUCUCCUAACCCAUCUAAAAGAUGUUUCAGGGAAGUACAAUUGUUUUUACUGAUAUUUUUAAUUCUGUCCAGAAGAACUCUUUGCACAAAUGCAAAGUAAAGAGGGAGCUUCUUUUCCUGUUGUCCCUUUUCUCCCUUCAUCCUCCUUCUUUCUCCCUUGCAGUAUAAAUAUCAAGGGAAAUUAGUGCUGUUAAUUCUUCCUGGUUGUGGCAAAGAUACCUUCAAAAUAUGUCACUCCAAUGGACAGCUAAUAAUACAGCAAGAAUCCUUGAGUACUAGCAUAAAAUUAUCCACAGAGGAAUAAAAUUAUACUCACCACAAAAUCAAUGUGACUGUUACAUUGACCGACUUUCAGAUUUUUCUUCUUAAAGAUUACUCAACCUCUGGAGUUUCCCUGAGUGUGCUGAUCCUUUUUGUAUUAUUCUUUUCUUUUUUUUUUUUUUCUUUCAUUUUGUUAAUAGUCAACUGUUCUUUUAAGUUCAGUAAAUUCUUGGCUUGCCAAGCUAAAUAUUCCAGACAAGGAGCUACUUGUCCAAAGUAGCUCUGCUAUGGUAAUUCACCCUGACCUUUAAAGCAAGGGGCAUUUGAGGUUGUGAAACAAGCCCUGCAGAAUGCCUUCACCCCCACUUUUGUGCCAUGCCCCUGUGACAUGACAGUUAUUUAUGGACCUCUCAUCAAGGUAGUUUUAUGGUUGUCGCUUAGGCUACAAGACUGUUUUCAUUCCUGCAGAGAGAGAAGGUAUGCUUGAAAUCAAGUUUUAGAUUUAAGUCUGUCUGUGCUGUUAUCAAGAGCACAGCUCUGACCUCUUGUUGCUCAUGGUAUUUCUGUAGCCCCUCUGACACCACUUAGUCCCUUUUGGUCCUGUGGAAGAGCUUUACUGGGCCAGAACGUGCUGAUCUGAGCAGCUCUGUGAUGUGGACACAACUGCUGCUCCAUCUGCCACCACAGGAUUUUCUGUGCUCAGCUGUAAACCUCAAAGCUGUUAUUUCUCUUCUUUUGUCUUACACCACAGUGGGCAGAAUGCCUCAGCAGCUUGUCUACAGGCGAUCCACAUGGUAGCAGCUACUGUGUUUUGCUAGUCUGAGCAGCUACCGUUCAGCUUCACGAGACUGUCCUGCACGCAGACCUACCCACCUUCUUCCUUCUUCCUUCUCACCUCAUGUUUGCAGUCCUGGCUGCAGCUGGGAAGUUGCUGAAGGUCUCUCAGGUUCAGAGCCUGUGGGAACUGGCAGCAGCCCCAUAUCAAGGCCUUGGUCAACUCAAUAAACUCUCUUUUGCCAUUUUUGUAACAGUGGUCUCUUCUCAGAGGGAAAAAAAAUUAGAGGAAGAAAGAGUAAAUCCUAAAGGCUGAGCAGGAUAGUUUCUGUUUGUCACUCUUAAAAUGAAUACAAGUAUGCUGUUGUUUUGUUUUUUUUUUCCUUCUGUUCCUUAAUUGCUAUUUUCAGUUUCUUUAAAACAGUGGAGAAACACUGAUAACUAAGCAAGAUUAACCAUUUUUUGUCAUGUUUUGAUAUGUAGACUGGCUUCAAGCACAUCCACAGAUCACAGUAGUGAUUUUGGAAGCGAGUAUUCUGCAUGGCUGUGUGCCACAGCCUGUAAUCAGGGCUGACUCCUCUUAUGUGCAUCUGGUCUCAAAACACAGUGGGUUCUGGAGUAUUGUUCUUUGUCGUUUUUCUCUUCUGUUUUCAGUAACUGCACUUUGUUUCCUUAAUGAGACCAACCUGCAAAAUUUGAUUGUGGCUGCAGAAUAUCACUUGUAUAUGAGCAACCAACUUCCCAUCCCUGUUUGCCUUUGGCCCAAGGAUUGUGUUUGUAAUGGACAGCACUUGUAUUUUUGUGCUGUAACAUCAUCUUGUAAACUCUUUAUAACCUGAGAAUGACAACCUGGGCUCAUGAUUUGCUGUGUCUCAAGAGUGAGACAUUCCACAGCUCUCCAUGCUUCACGUUGACAGUCUUGGCUGUGGGUGUGAGGUAACAAUCGCUUCAAUCCAGUUAGUAGGUUCAAUUGGCAAUGUAGUACAGACACUUAGCUAACAGACAUGAAUAUAGAACUAUAAAGAGAGUGUGAAAUUUUCUUUUAAUAUGUUUGCAUAGAAAAUUGUGAUUUAAGUUAAUUUCUCCCUUGCACAGUUGUUUGUUCAUUUACAUCUUUGUAAUUGCCUUAUAAACACCUUUAUUCUGUUAAAAAUAUACUUACAUGCUUAACUGUAUCUUUGCUGCCCAUACUCCUUGUGUGUAAGAAGCCUGACAAUUAAUGCCAACAUUAAAUCCACGUGUUUGCAGAAGUGGACCCACAGAUGGCUGUUAAUUUCCCUUGGCAUCCUUAUA